Molecule: messenger RNA, 1803 nt
Organism: Topomyia yanbarensis
Lineage: Eukaryota; Metazoa; Arthropoda; Insecta; Diptera; Culicidae
Exons: 1
Coding region: 1-1803 (600 amino acids)
Molecular function (GO): nucleic acid binding; RNA-DNA hybrid ribonuclease activity
Source: RefSeq, a predicted model, not a curated record
AUGAUCAACGUGUUGAACAGCUUCCUGACAGAAAGAUCGUUCCAGGUUAAUGUAGAGGGUUACUUAUCGCCAGCGCAUCCGCUGGAAAACGGUGUGCCACAAGGCUCAGUGCUCUCGGUUACGCUGUUUCUCGUGGCCAUUCAACCCAUCUUUCGCGUGGUUCCGAACACUGUGAAGAUCUUGUUGUACGCCGACGAUAUCCUACUCGUAGUUUGGGGGAAGAAAGACCAGCCGCUUUAUCGAAAGCUUCAGUCAGCAGUAAAAGCCGUCCAUGAAUGGGCAGGAAGUGUUGGAUUUACGAUAUCUGCAACAAAAUCCAGCACCUUCUAUUGUAGCCCUAAUGCCCGUCGUGCACCCAGUCAAGCAAUCACGAUAGAUCGAGUGGCUAUACCGACAGAAACACGCCUGAAAAUUCUCGGCGUUACCCUCGAUCGAUCACUCAACUUCGCAGCGCACUGCAAAUUGACGAAGAAGGCAUGCGAAUCUAGGCUGCGCAUCCUGAAGAUGAUCGGUGCCAAACUUCCCCGUGGUCAACGCUCAUCCUUACUGCGAAUUGGAUCCGCAAUUAUUACUUCGCGACUUUUGUACGGUAUAGGAAUCGUUAGUAGGGGUGGAGAUGCUGUCAUCAAAACCCUGGCACCCGCAUACAACAAGAUGAUCAGAUAUACAUCUGGAGCAUACGUCACCAGUCCGAUCAUAGCCAUUAUGGCUGAAGCAGGUACUCUACCGUUAGAUCUUCUCAUUCUCCAAACUGUAGCCCAAUUAGCCAUCAGAAUGUUGGGAAACAGCAGGGAGAAUGCUGACCUUCCCCUGGUUUGCCGAGCUUCCGAACGUUUGACAGAAAUAGUCGGAACUGCUCUCCCAAACAUCUACACCCGAACGCGACUAUCUGAUCGAAAGUGGUACGACCGCACACCCCAGAUCCUUUGGGAAAUCAAGAAGCGCGUAAAAGCUGGAGACCCCUCGGGUAUUGUUCGUCCAGUUGUUCAAGAGCUCCUGACAAAUCAUCUCAGCCGUUCAACAAUCGUCUACACAGAUGGCUCGAAAGACGAUACCGCAGUAGGCGCCGGAGUUUUUGGAGAACACUUCCAACAGUCACUUGGUCUUCCACAGCAAUGCAGUGUCUUCUCGGCAGAGGCAUUCGCAAUAAAAACAGCGCUAACAACAUUCAACACGGUCAGCGACUUAGUAAUAAUGUCCGAUUCGGCCAGCUGUUUAUCGGCAAUCGAAGCCGGCACAUCCCAGCACCCGUGGAUCCAGGAAAUUGAAAACCUGCUACGAAAUCGUUCAAUCAAGCUUUGCUGGAUUCCAGGUCACGCUGGCAUCCGUGGCAACGAGGAGGCAGACAGACUCGCUGGAGAAGCGAGGAACAUUGCUCCGUUAGCUAUAUCUGUUCCGGGGGCAGACGCCGUCAAGCAUAUAAAAACAGCUAUCCGAAACCAAUGGUACCGUCGGUGGUCAGCGUCCACUGAAGUAAAACUUCGUGAAGUUAAAUUCGACACAGUGAAGUGGACUGACCGCGAGAAUUCGGCCGAACAGCGAGUUCUUACCCGGCUUCGAAUAGGGCAUACUCGGCUAACACACGACUUUCUGCUAAAGAAAACUUCACCACCAGUGUGCGACUGCUGUGGGAUCGUUGUAGAUGUCCGCCAUGUGAUCCUCUACUGCAGAAAGUACGACGACGUUAGAAGGAAGCACGACAUCGAGUCGACUAGUCUGCGAGCGGCUCUGCGCAACGACAGGAAAAAUGAGGAGAGUAUGAUAAAAUUCCUCAGGGAAACUAACUUGUUUAAAAUGUUGUAA